Molecule: messenger RNA, 4400 nt
Organism: Haliotis rubra (blacklip abalone)
Lineage: Eukaryota; Metazoa; Mollusca; Gastropoda; Lepetellida; Haliotidae
Product: sodium-dependent glucose transporter 1A-like
Exons: 4
Coding region: 165-1673 (502 amino acids)
Biological process (GO): transmembrane transport
Source: RefSeq, a predicted model, not a curated record
UUCGCUUUACAUGUUAGCGUAAUCCUUCUUUUUGAGAAAACGUAUGAUCACGAAAAACGUGCAGCAGUGAUUCAGUUUGAACUGACGAACGCUCCUGAAUCUAUGCGAGACCCCAAAAUCGAGGUGAGUAGUCAGCAGUAAAAGGUCAGACAUAUUUCAACAAAAUGGCCCCGGAACAGAUAUCAGUGAUUGAGACAGCAGAGGAUGUUGCCCAGCAGAGUGCAAAGGAAGAAGACGAGCAGGGAGAAACUAUAUGUACCAGCUGGAGAGACAGGCGCUACAUGGAGAAGUUCAUCUACACCGUCUUCCUGGCAAUAGCCUUCUCCAUGUUGGGUGUGUGUAUUGGUCAGAGAGGACCUUCCUUCCUGGACCUCCAGAUAAUCACCGACACAGACGUAGAAAGGGGAUCAGCAUUCUUCACAGCAGGUUCCGACGGCUACCUGGUCGGGUCUCUCAUCUGCGGCAUUGUGUACGACAAGUUCAACAAGAUCCUCACAAUGUUCCUCCUGACUCUCUGCAUGGGUGUCAGUACCGGGAUACUGCCAUUCUGUUCACUCUAUGGCUUGAUGGUGGCCAUCCAUCUCGUCACAGGGGCGUUCAUGGGCGGAGUCGACACAUGUGGGAAUGCAGAGCUUGUUCGAACAUGGGGGAGCAAUGGACGUUCAGCAAUGCAAACAACUCAUUUUGCAUUUGCGUUUGGUGGAGUUAUCUCCCCUCUUAUGACCCAGCCCUUCCUGUCACCAUUACGAGAUGAGACCAACGCUACAACAGCUCCACCUGGUGUUGGGCUUAGUGGGAUGAAUAUCACAGUCACCUCAGCAUAUAAUAUAUCUUCAAAUUCAACAUUGGCCCCGACUGAGGAGAAACAAACAACAAUAGUAUUUUACGCUUAUAUAAUUUCUGCUGUAUUGACUACAUUCUUUGCUUUUCCAUUUUUAAUAUCAUAUUGUCGUGAAAAAUCUCAAACAAAGAAGCGAACAGCAGGGGAGGAUACUUCCGAGCCCCAAAGUAUAUCACGUCCUGUGUUCGUCUUCACGAUCGCAAUGAUCUGUGUGACAUACAUGCUGUACUGUGCAGUUGAGGACAGUUUCGCAGCAUACUUGGUGACCUUUGUUGUGAAGCAUCUACGUUGGAGCAAGUCUAGAGGAACAGAAUUAACAUCAGCAUAUUGGGCAUCAUUUGCUGGCGGGCGAUUCCUCGGCAUCUUUUUCGUAAAAUUUAUCACUCCCGUCAAGUUGCUAUUUAUAUGCUGUUUUUCUCUAAUAGCAUCACUUGUGGCUUUUCUGUUUUGUGCACAGUACGAUAUCACAAUAGGCAUUUGGAUCAGCUCGGUCACAACAGGACUCUCAAUGUCUGUAUUCUUCCCGACAGGGUUGACGUGGACAGAGGAAGAGCUGUUAAAUAUGUCGGGGAGAGUUGCAUCUGCCAUUUUGAUAGCUUCAUCUUCGGGAACGAUGGCUAACCCCAUAAUACUGGGAUAUCUGAUGAAUGAGCACAGUCUCAUGUGGUAUGCAUAUCUCCUCACGGUCGAAAGUAUUGCAUGUCUCCUCAUGUUCAUCAUCCUUCUCAUCUACGCUCGCACGUUCCUGAAAAAGAGGAAACAAAGUGCUGUAAUAACAAUAGAACUAAAAGCCAAUGGUCCGUCAUCUCAGGUUGAAGAAAAAUUUCUGUAAGCAUAUCAAAAUGUGAACCUGUUUAUGAAAUGUCUAAAUCCGAGGCUAUACACAAGACUGAAGCUUUGCCACUGUUGCUCUUCCUCUUAUCAGUAUCUGCCUUAAUAUGCAUUUUGUCAGCUCAGAAAGGUGGGGGUUGUUCUAAGAAACAGAGACAAAUAGAACAUUUUCAGUGAUCAAGCAGUAAAAAGGUUUUUUAACCAUUCUGCACAGUAAAAUCAUGAGUAACAGACACAAGAAAAUUUGAUUGUAUGUAUAUGUUGAACUUACAGGAGCUUGCUUACAUAAAAUACUUACAUUGGUUUAGAAGUUGGUGAGGGGUCACCUAUUGUAGCAGAGUGCUUAAUACAGGAAACAGGGUAUAUUGAAUAUAUCAGACAUGUACUUAUAAGGGAGGUCAAGGUCAUCUUUGCCAGAGUUAUAGGCAUUAGGGAUGCAUUUGUAAUACAUUGUAUCUUAGGUAUCACAAGGUCCAUUUUCAUUUGUAAAUUUCAGCGUGAAAAAACAAAUGUGCAAUAAUCAAUAUUCAGUGAGAAUGUUCCAUAUUUGGUCAUGGUGUUAAUCAAUACCCCACUCUGUAGAACUGUUUUCUUCACAGUCAACGCAAUGAAUAACGAGUUAUAAUAACCAAGAUGUUCAAUUUGAAUUGUUGUAAUGAAUCGACACUGUCCGGGUUAUUUAUUACUAUGUUCAGCACCUACAAGCCCAGUGUUACAAGCCUGACUAUGUGUUUUGUUACAUACUGUUUCCCUGAAGAUGUGUUUUGUUACAUACUGUUUCCCUGAAGAUGUGUUUUGUUACAUACUGUUUCCCUGAAGAUGUGUUUUGUUACAUACUGUUUCCCUGAAGAUGUGUUUUGUUACAUACUGUUUCCCUGAAGAUGUGUUUCGUUACAUACUGUUUCUCUGAAGAUGUGAUUUGUUACAUACUAUAUUCCUGAACACAGUUCAGAAUACAUAUGGAGGCACGCUAUUUCCUUGAUAACUUUGUUAACAUUGAUUCAUUUACAUGAAUUCUGUUAUUUGGAAUAUCAAAUAUCGAUGUGGCUUUUGUUUUUGUUGAUUUAUAUUUUAUUUGUUGAAGAAGGAAAUAUUUUGUUCCAAGGGUUAGGUUUCCAUGGAAACUAUUUUUAAGUGUUGUGUUUGAAUGUCUAUGAGACAGAUGAUUUACCACUAUAUCGCCUAGUUGAGUCUCCAGGUCUAGCACUUCAGUCAACCUUGGAUCCUUGACCAUAUCAACAUUAUAAUCAUCGAGCCAACAUUGACAUAAGGGAAAGGGGAGAUAACUGAUAUUCAAAGCAACCACCAGUUUUAAUCGACAUGAAAACAUCCUUCCCAUCAAAAGGUUUUAGAAGGCUUUUGUUUAAGAGUCUGUCAGUUUUUCAAUGUUGAACAUCUCGAUCAUACAUCUCGAUAAUACUCCAUGAGACUGGCCACCAUGGUGUUGAUAUUGCCUCACUCAACACUGAGGCAGGUUUGUAACUUGCAGUCUGCAUGGUACAUUCAACAUAGCAUCGUAGCCAAUCAAAUUGCAGCUGAAAUCAAGGGCAGGUAAUUUGAGAGUAUGAGAACCAUAGAGGAAUGGAUCCAAGGGUUAGUGAAGGUUUACUGCAGUGCCAGCCCGGAAGGAAAUACGUUUUUGCCAAAUGUGUUUGGUAAUCUCGGUGAAAUUUAAUCCAUAAAAUUGUCAGCUUUAACAUAUUUUACAUGCAAUAUUUUUAUGUCUGGUUCUAUUGAAAUCAAACUUGGCCUUUCGUUGAUUUUAUCAUCUUCCUUCCAAAAGAUCACAAAUGUUAACAGAAAUACCAACUUUUAGAAAAGUUUUGAUUUCUUUGUUUAUCACAUAAAGAUCAAACUAGAGGGGAAUGGAGUUUAACCUGUAACUCAUAUAUGAACAAUCUUUUUCCUUGACUUCAAGUUUUAGCUGAUUGGAAGUAAAGUGCUUUUCAGUUUUCACAUUUUUCACAUUUGAUUUCUUUUGGAAUGGAUGUAUUUGUCAAUCGAGUCAUAGAAAAUCUCUUACCGAACGAUACUGUUGCUUUAAAACAUUUGGUUCACAAUUUAAUUGCUGCAUGGUUUUAUUGUAUGCAUUUCUGGUUGUUGUUGCCAUGUUUAUACACUGGCAACAUUGUACCCCACACUUGGUGGGGUGUUAUGUAUAAAUGAUACUAAGUAAUUUUGUUUUUAGUAUGUACGCAGUACUGUUGAUCAUAUCUGAUAGCAAAUACUACUAUCUAGUCAAGAUUUGUCACACUCUUCUGACGAGAUUAUUUACCAGUUACCAACUGAUAUUUAUUGUGUUUUUUCAGAGCAAACCAAAAUAGACUCUUGACCUAUGAACCAAUCUGUAAAUUGUGUAAGAUCAAAAGAAUUCCACUUUGUACUGAACAAAACCCCAAUCACCACCAAACACCAACGAGUGAGCUACAGUGCCCAUUUCUCUUACUUGCAGGUCCUGAAUAUAUGUCUACAGAUUUGCUGAGUUGGCAAAACUCCGAGCAAACAACAGAGCAACAGACCCUCCCUUUACUUUACGUAUUCGGAUAAACAUUGAUUCAUUUCAACUCAUUUCAGCAGGGUACAUGGUUAAUAGUUAUUGUUCUUUAACUUAAUUUGAGUAGUUUACAUUUUCAACAAGUACAUAUAUGCAUAUACAUAUCCAAGUAUUCUGAUAAUUGUCUUAAGAAUACUCCAUGGCAAGAAAGGGCUAUAUUCAAAAUGACAUUCC